Molecule: messenger RNA, 741 nt
Organism: Histoplasma mississippiense
Lineage: Eukaryota; Fungi; Ascomycota; Eurotiomycetes; Onygenales; Ajellomycetaceae
Exons: 2
Coding region: 1-741 (246 amino acids)
Biological process (GO): positive regulation of DNA-templated transcription, elongation; positive regulation of transcription by RNA polymerase I
Cellular component (GO): CTDK-1 complex
Source: RefSeq, a predicted model, not a curated record
AUGGCUGAUCCCUUCGAGGUGCGCAUGCGCUUCACGACACAGCUCCAGCAUCUGAGCGCCUCUGUCACCUCCUCGCAGAAAGCCGCUCAUUAUGCACUCAAAUACCGGGAUAUGGAUGAGGACCUUCACUCCUGCAUUCUCGAACAGCUAGAAAUGAACAGUAUGAACAACCGUGCCAAUAUCAUGUACUUCAUCGAACACCUCUGCGAUAUGGCCACCAAGGAAAACCACCUCGAAUUCGUCCGCAUGAUGCAGCGCGAUAUCCUCCGCGUUGUCGACGCGGUUGCCCCGCCAGAUGGUUCCGGUGCCGCAAAUGUCAAACAUGUUCGCCGCGUGCUAAACGGAUUGCAGUCAAAAUCGUUCCUCUCCGCAGAUACUGUCCGUGAAAUCGAUGCAUGUCUCAAAGAGAGAGAAAGUCACCCGGCGCAUCUUCUUGACCUUGAGUUUGUGGAGCCCGGCCAGACGACCAUUGAAGGCGGAGAUUCGGUCAAGGCCCCAGGCCCCACGACUAGGCCAAGCGGCAUUAAGGUGGAUAAACGGCAGAUCGAACAGCGGAUCGAGGAGGAUAGGGAGCGGAAUAAGCGGCUACGGGAGUCAAUGUGGGCUGUGCCGGGGAAUGAUGCUGAUGAGUUUGACAAGAUGUGGGAUGAAGUUAGUGAUCUUGGAGAAGAUGAUUAUUUAGCAGCUGAGGAGGAGGCGAUGGAGAGGAAACGAAUUGCGGAGGAGUAUUACGAUGCUUGA